Molecule: messenger RNA, 9502 nt
Organism: Lates calcarifer (barramundi perch)
Lineage: Eukaryota; Metazoa; Chordata; Actinopteri; Centropomidae
Gene: shisa7b
Product: shisa family member 7
Exons: 10
Coding region: 3363-5450 (695 amino acids)
Biological process (GO): regulation of short-term neuronal synaptic plasticity; regulation of AMPA receptor activity
Cellular component (GO): postsynaptic membrane; postsynaptic density; AMPA glutamate receptor complex
Source: RefSeq, a predicted model, not a curated record
GUGACUUGGCCACGGAGCACAGCGGACCUCAGUGAGAGCAGCGUUCAGUUAGAGAGGCAGACGGAGCGACGUUACCGUGCGUGGAGCCUUUGAGCAUCACCGGGAGAGCGCUCAGACAUUCACCGCAACGACGAAGCUGAAAUAACGUGACUAGACUCGAAAGAUCUAUUUUUUAAAACGCGUCCUCUCACUGGUUUUAUACGCUUUCUUUGUGUUGUGUUUUUGUACUGGAGGGGAACAGAGAGCGAGGCUUUACUGCGGCUAAUCAAUUUCCUCUUCCAGACCUGGGAAUUACAAUGAAACAUGUAGGUGACACGUUUUCUUUAACAAUUCAGGAAUCACAUUAGGAUCCACGCGAAGACAAAGAAGGCAGAGAAGAAAACGGGGGGAAAAUGGUGACGGGUGCCGCAUCUAUAGGAUCAGCAUCCUCUCUGUGGAGCCCCUGCGUAAAACAAAUAACAGUGUGAUAACUGCUGAACAAGUGGAUGUGAACCUGAGGGUAGAAGCGACUUGGAUCUCAUUGGGACUGUCCCUGCACCACGUGGAGGUUUACUGAGGGACUUUCUAAGCCGAGGCUCCUCACUGACCGCUCUUAACUCCUUUUUCAACUAUUUUUAUUUGUUUGAUGUUGUUGGGAUCAAGGUUUCAGACCUCUUCCCUUUUCGUCUGCUGUUUUGUUCCAAGCGAGACCAAAACCAGGUGCCAAACUGACUGUGUCAAGAGAAGCAAAAAAUCUCUGAAACUAACCACCACCAAAUCAUCAGAAGAAGAGUUUUAGUCAUUUCGUUUGAAAACCUGAUUUAGUAAUACAGAUUGCAGCUUUAUUCUCCCUCUCAGCCCACAAACAUAUUAAAAUCAUAUUUAAUUUCAACAUUUGUUACGCAUAUUCAAUAUUUUAAAAAGCAGAAACAACAGUGAAACUUUAUAUCCAUUGUCUUCAGUCAGUGUUUGCUGCUCUUAAUGCUAAAACUGCGAGAUUUUUUAAAUCCUGGGACGACGCUCAGUGCAUUAUUGGUUCAAAGUGCUUUAUAAACAGAUCCUCCAGCUGAUGGUUUGUUUGUAAUUGGUAGCGUGGUAAGCAGCGAUAACUCUCUGCCACGCUCCUCUGCCGUCUGAACACUUGAAGGCUUCAGCAGGACGAGGUUUGACUGACAGGCAACACACGCCACGUCUAAACCUGAUAAAUAUAGGCACCGCUACCGCCGCCGCCGCCGUCACUGCUGCUAUCGCUAUCUCAAAGGCUUGGAGAUAUAUACCGUCGUCUCAGUCUGCGCUGUGAAACACUGUUGACACUUUUCCUAUCUCCUUCUUCCAGUUCCUCAUACGAGAGAGGCCUCUCACUCUUUGUCGUCCUCUGUUUCUUCCAUAUGUGGCGCUCGAUUACGCCACAUUGAACAACCUGAAAGCCCCUUUAUCUAAUCCCAGUGACCUCUUCAACCUAUUUUUUGCAUUCUUCCUUUUAUUCUACUAAAAACAUGCAAUUUAAAACCUUUCACUGUAUUUACAUUUUUUGUGGAAGGAAAUCCAGUUUGUAAAAAAAAAAAAAGGGACAUAACGUAAAGCCAUACUGAACACCAGCCAUACGAAUACCUUUCACAUUUACUAAACACCUCACAAUGUUUAAGAUUUCUCCAACAAAGUGAUCUUCUGUCACGUCGGUGCACAUACACAUUCAGGGAGUCGAUGAAGAAACCGCUUGAGAGACGAACCCUAAAUUUAACAGUUUAGAUGAAAGAAAUAAUUUGUAAGUUGCGACUUUUUCUACCUGCGUCGUCAUAGAUCGCUCUGCUCCAAACCGAAUCGGUGACCAGACAGCCUGCGGGGUCAAGCGUGGCAGCGAACGUGGCCGUGUCGAGUUCCCCGUCGUCGCCCCGUGUUCCUCUGUGUUGACGGAUGAAUCCGGACAUUUUCAUGUCUGUUCUGUGGGCAGAACCUCGCUGCCCUGCUAGAACCGGGCCCAAGCCCUCCUUCGUUCUCUUCUGUUGGGCCAAGCUAAAUUCUGAGCAAAGACACUCACACAAGGGUAUCGAACGCACAUAGAUCCUCACCUGUUUCUGUCUUUCUGUGAUUUUGUUGUGAAUGCCUUGACAUGCUCAUUUAUUGAACUGAUCUCUGUCCUCUAGUCGUUGCUGGAAGGACUUUUUCUUAAACCUUUGAUGCUGCUUAACGCUGUCAUCUAGCAGUAACCUUUAUAUGUCGAACUCACUGUCCACAACUUCUAAAUUCUACUAUAAUUUAAACCAAAACUUUGAGCAUAUUGACCUUUACUGAUUCACUUCCUUUUUGAAAGGAAGAGCUCGUUCAUCGGGCAAAUUGUGAGUGUGAUGAAAUACUAAUUUAAGUCACAGCUUGUGCCAAAUUCAGACUGAGCUUGUUUCACCAAAACAAAGCUGAGAUCUCUAAAGCUGCCAGCAGUGUUGUUUACACACACACAUCAGACACACAGAGCUUGAAUAUUUGAUUUGAUUUAAAAAGAAACAUCAUUAUUCCAUGUAUGAUUUUCCAGAUCAGUUAUCCACACCAGGACAACAGAAGUGCCCAACUCCGACAAGAAUUCUUCCAGCAUCUGUUAAAAACUCAUCAAACGUGACAGAUAAAGUUUACAUACAGCGCUAAAUGUUUACAGACUACAUUUUCCAUCGCAGUUUCUUAUGUGAAUCGUAACUUUCGUGCCAUAAACGACUCCCAGAAAACUACUGUAGUAGGAGAUUUGAGACUCUUCUUUCUUUUCCUUUUUUUCGGUGGGGUCGGUUUAUAUAGAGUUUACAGUUUUCUCACGCUCGUUUUGUUUACGGAAAUGUUAAAAAAUUACUGCCUAUUUUGAAGAUUUAGAAUUUUGGCCAGUGGACUGUAAAAAAAAAACAGACAGACCAAAACUAAAUAUCUAAUACCUGCUGCCAUAAAAAGCCCACAUUAUUCUGUAUUUAUAAUUGAUUGAGGUUUUAAUUUAAAUUGAUUAUUUCAGACCUAUAGCCAUUUUGCAGGCAGUUCGUAUAGGGCCUAAAAACUCUGAAAGACCUCAACGUUUACAAAAGCUGCUUAAGGGAAGGAUUUGUAUACAGAGAGAAAUGUUUACAUUACGAUGAAAGAGUGAAAUGCCAAACACAUUCAUGAGACAUUGCUUGAGCAAAGUGACUCUGCUGAACUCCAAGAGAAACCCUUUGCACCUGUGCAACGUGUACAAAACAAGAAGGGAUUAGUUCAUCAGACUGGAGUUGAAACUUUUCACACUGAGGGUUUUUAUAAGUCAAGAAGCUGCCGUCUUGGAAGAGGACGCUGAUAAUUCACAGCGGAUCAGGAGCUGUUUGAUGUGAAUUUUUUUUUUUAACAUCAGCUCAAGAACUUUGUGAUUAAAAAAAACAAUGAGACCUACAAUUUCAAGAGGGAUGUUUUGCCUGUCCCUUGUUGUCCUGCUUUUCUCCUGUCUCGCCGUUUCCACGGUAACCAUCACCACAAAGCGACGUGCUGUUGAUGGCGAUGUCAGGACUCUGACCGGCAGCAGUGGCUCCGCUGCAGCUGGCAAAACGAGCACCACCUUGUUCCUCCUGACCGGCUACAAGCCACCACUGCCCCCGCUGCCCGCCGGACCCAAAGUGGCGCCAAAAGCAGCCGAGGUGGAGGAUGGGGACGAUCCUCCGGUUAUGGCCGAACUCCCUCCAAAGCCCCUCCCUCAGACCAUGUUGCCAAGGAACAUGACGGCCGACGCCCUGAAGCCUCCGCUCGGCGCGGCCCAGGUGGCUCCACCUCCCAGACAGCUGGUGGAUGUGGACGUGUGCAGGGGUUACUUUGACGUUAUGGGGCACUUUGACAGCACGUUCAACUGCUCUAAGGGCAGCUACAUCUACUGCUGCGGGACCUGCCACUACCGGUUCUGCUGCGAGCACCAGAGGAACCGACUGGACCAGGACUCCUGCACCAACUACAAGUCCCCCGUCUGGGCUGACCCACAGGUCCCCGUCACUGUGCCUGCGGGCAACAAGCCCGACCCGGACUUUGAGACGCUUCAGCAGCAGAACAGCAGCACAGCGUAUGUGAUCGGAGGUGUGAUCUCCUUCACGCUGGUGGUGGCUGUGGGAGUCAGGAUCGCCUUCAGCAAGGUGGCACGUCGACCCCGAAACCGAGACAUCAACAUGCCCAGGUCACUGGUGGAUAUCUUGCGUCACCAGUCGAGCCCUGUGCAGCAGGGAGAGAGGAACAACACCACAGUGUUGACCACCACCACAUCAGACGGACGCACAUCCAAAAACCUCUACACCCCCAUCCUGCAGAGCAAAGACAACCGCACUGGGAACUUGCACCACCAUUUUAACCAGCAGGGGUCUGCCUCCAGCCCCAAACACUCUGCUACCAUCGAGCGUGGACCCCGUAUGAACAACACCCCCCAGCUGUCCUCCGGUCCCACCCUGCUUUCAAGUAGCGGUAAAGGUCCUGGCGGCGUCGGCGGUGGCAGCAUUAUUGGAGGCGGCAUGAGGCACAACAGCAGCCACCCGUCCUUCUCCCAUUCCUUCCACAACUUGGCCCAGCUGCCGCCGUCCUACGAGGCCACCAUGAAACCCGAGAUCAACCGCUACAGCUCCCUGAAGCGGCUGGAGAAAGAGCUGGACGAAUACUCCAGCUACUACAGCUCCAAACGUCGCUCCAACAACGCUCCACCGUCCUUCCACUCAUCUCAGCACCACCUGCCCUGGGGAGGCGACUACACGCUGGGAUCUAGGGGCACGUUGCCCCUCAAUGGCUCCCGGCCGCGCAUUCACAUCCCCUCCACCCCGAAUCCGUACCCGCUGCCCGGUCAGUCGCAGUACACCAGCUCCAGCUUCGAUAGGCCGCCUCGCCGCGUCCGCUCCCAGGACCAGCUGCUGGCACUCGGGGAGGGCAACACGCUGUCCCGUCUGUCCAAGAACCAGCAACACCAGUACUACAAAGCCAUGAUGAGCACCAGCAGGAGCUCCAACUCACAGACUCUUCCGCAGGAUAAACAUUUCCUUGGUUUCAGGUCCCAUGAGAGGCUCCUGGUCUCACCUGACCGUCUGGAGGACCGGCUGAUGGCGAUGGGGCUGAUGGUGGGAGGAGGCGACAGAGGAGGAGGAAGCGGGAUGGUACCCACCAUGGGCCGGCUCAGCCACCACCAGAAGGCCCAGUCACAGCAGAAUAUCUGCGUCACGCCGUCCAUGGACCGCCACCACAUGAUCAAGAUGAACUCCCACCCAGCAUCAGGCCACGACCACGACCGCAGCUCCGCCGCCGUGCCCGGUAUGGGUAUGCACGGUGGCUGGGACCCCCACGGGGGCCACGGCGGAGGUGGAGGGGGGGCGGUCGGAGGUCACCCCAACGCCCGACGGAUGGCUUUCGCCAGCAAGAGGCAGAACACCAUCGAACAGCUGCACUUCAUCCCCGGAGGAGGAGGAGGGCAGGGACUGCGGACUGGGAGUAAGAACGAGGUGACAGUGUGAGAGGAGGAGGGAGAGAGGAAGAGAAAGAGUGAGGGAAGAGAGAUGAAGGCUGAAGUUGUAAAGAAGCUGAAGACAGGAUGAGGAAGAGAGAACAGUGAGGCAUUUAGUGGGAAGAUGAAGUGGAGAGAUGAGCAGGAAGAGGCGAGAAAUGAGGAAGAUCUCAGCUGGCUGCCUCACAGGGCUGCACUCUGUCUUGGGAACGAGCAGCAAACAGGCCCCCCCCUCCCCUUCAUAAAACAAAAAUCUCAUAGUGAAAAUAGCCAAUUGAUUUUCUCCCUGUCACUUUGUGUGUUGAAAAAGAGAAUAUUCAGCCAUUCUUUGAAAAGGGAAGACAGAAAUGUCCACUUCAAAAGAGCAAAAAAUAUUGUAUGAGUGCAGUUUGAAGGCUGCUGGGUAUUUGCUGUGACUUUUAUUGAAGGAUACCCGCUGAGUGAAAUUUAUUGACUUGUCCUUGAUAUUUAUUGCACUGUUCUCUGAGUCCUCAAGCGCUCUGACAGAGAUUCAUCUGUCUUUGAAUCCACUGUGGAUGAGAGAGAGCGCGGAGGCAGAGGCAGACGGGUUUGCUUGUCUUUGUAUUUAUAACAGUAUUUAAAACCAAACAAGUUGCUUUUGUAUGAAAUUAACCUGAUGAUAAUAAUAAUAAUAAUAGUAUUAACAUUAAUGAGCCCAGUAGGACUUUGUGUAUAUUUGGUUGAAAACAUAUUUAUCCUUAAGCCAGCGAGUUUGCCAUUUAAAGGCUGGACAUGUGAUUUGUUGUGAUUGGACUAUCAUGAAAGCAAAAUUGCUAAAAUAAUCCAGCCAAGUACAGUUACCUGAUUGCUUCUUGGCUUAAUUCACUCUAGUUAAAAAUAAAAUAAAUGCCAUUUUUGAUUUUUAAAAAAACUUAACUAUACCUAUGUCAACACAAACUGCUGCCAUAAAGGCCCAGUCACACCAGCAUUUGAACAUAAAGACUCUGGUUAAAUUAAUCUCUGGAUUUGCUUUCAGCAGUAAGAUAAAUAAAAGCAGAUUUUAACGUCAAGAUUAACUUAAGUGAACUGUGACAAGUGGAUUAGAUUAAUAACAAACUGUCUUUUGCUGCUGAGAGCCAGAGAAUCUAAAAUGGAGGACGCUAUCGUAGCUAGCUAGCUGUGUGUUGCACCAUUCAUUUUUAUUUACCUCGUCUGUUGGAGUAUAAACAUCUCUGCAAAAGAAACAUGGUUUUUAGACAGAGACAGGACAUUUUUGAAUAAACUAUGUUAUUUGUAAUAUUUGCAAAAUUUUGUGAAAUUGUCGUGACUGAGCUAAGAGGCUAACUGCUACUAUACUGCGAGUUUGAAAAUUUGUUGGCUUGUUUUUUUCCUGUUUAGUAACUUUGUAUUUGGAUGGAAUUAUAUUCAAUUCUAAGAAAAAACAUACCAGAGAGUAAAUGCAAUUGUCGCAACCAAACUAGGAAGUUAACUACUAAUCAAACCGCACAGAGCUACGAGGCUGCUAAGCUAACUGUCAGCUUUGAAAGACUGUUAGCUUUUUAAGUUGUUUCCUCUUCAGUAACUCUUUAUUUGGAAUGCAAAUAUGUACAAUACUAGGAACAAAAUUUCAGAGGAGAGAAAGAAAACAAAAGUGUUCUGACUAGUACUGUGAGCAUUUUAGUGGUUAGCACAGAUUCCCCAACUUCUUUAAAUCCAGAUAUUUCAGAGACUUGUGGAUGAAUUUUUGCUGUGCCACUUUCUGGUGUGACCGGGCCUUAAAAUCCACAUUGCAGUCUGAUUUUAGCUAAUUUAAAGCCUUUGUACAGUGAACUCUAGUGGGUGUAUAUCAUCUAUGAAACAUUGUGCUGUGACCCUUUGCGUAAUAAUUAGUCAAUCCUUUGAAAUUAGAUUCAACCUUGUGCUGACUCUGUACGGGUCAAACAUUUUAAUAUGGAGCCUGACAAAGCAAACAUCCCUCAAACACUGUUUCAAACUUUUCAUUGUGAGUUUGUAGAGAAUCGCAGGUUACUUCUUUUUUUGCGACUGAUUGCUACUAAGCGAACCCUCCCGUAUGUCUACGACGCCACAUGUUACUGCGAGUUCAGCCGCUCACCUCGUAUGAAGGGAAGGGGGGCAGAUGGGUUCGAGGUCGGGGACAAUGGACACUUCACACCAAGGGCUAUACCGAAUUAUCUUUGUGUGUCUGUGCUCUGUACAGCAUCUGCUUCUCAUUUUCAUUUCUUCUGCGUGUCAGUGUCAGGAGGCAUGCUUGUGCAUACGUUCACCAAUUUUUAUUUUGUGUAGAGAGAAAAUAGAAACAUGCAAGGAAAUUUAAAGCAAAGAGAACUUUUCUGUAACAUGUAAAAACACCCAACCAUGAAUUCUUGAUAGCAUUGUCAUGGGAGGAGCGGUGGCCAUAAUGAUGUCAUAUUUUGUAAAUUGUUUUUGUUGUUCUGGCUGUGAGAUGGACCUUCUUGCCGUUAAGGCUAGAUUCACCCUUUACUGGGUUUUAAGGGACUCAUGAGGCCUUGUUUGAGGUUUUCAGCUUCCCCUCUGAGUUGUAUUUCGAUAAAGACAGACAUGAUUGCUGCCAGCCAUUUUUAGUCUUUUAAUACGACACGUGCUCACGUGUUAAUAGUUUAUGAUCAUACGUGUAAAGAUUCCCCUUCUUGAUCAGACUUUAAACGCUUUUAUCAUGAUCGUUUUUAUUUAUUUAUUUUUUGUCUAAACAUGUAUUUAUUUUUUUAAUCUCUGUGAAUUUUAAUGUAUAAUCCUGGAUUUUCAGUAUACAAACUUUAUAGAGGAAUUUAAAAAAAGAAAAAAAAAUAAAGAAGAAAAGAAAAACAUUUGUAUUCUCGAGAACAAAAAGAGUCGAUGCAAUCAAAGAGAAAAGACGAACCGCAUGACGAUGUCAGAAGCCAGUAUUGAUGAUGUCAUAGUGCUGACUUAUGAUGUCAUGGCGUGUAUGUGUGUAAUUGUACAUGCGUCUGUUUUAAUUUGUGUGCCCGUGUGCGUAACUCUUUCAGUGUCUUCUUCUUCUUCCUCCUCUUCUUCUUCUUAGGAAUGCUGAACCUCAUUUUUUGACCAAACUCGGGUCGCGUCUUCGGCGUGUCACGAAGAUGCUUUUAAGCCCCCCCCCCCGCGAGUCUUGUUACGUGUUCAUAUCAACUUGUAAUGAAAUUUUAAAAAGGCCUGUUUUUAUUUUAAAAAAGAAAAAAAGGGAACAUUGAUCAAUCACAGCUUUUCUUGUCGAGCUACGUUCACCAAAGCGAGGACUUUUCAAACAUUUGAAAAUUGUAAAUUAGCAAAGGCUUAUAUUGUGUCAAGUUUUGGUAUUUGAAUAGAAGCAAAAUGGCUGAGUGUGUAAAUUAUCACUCAGCUGAUGAGUUUGUGUCACUGCUGUUUGACUUAAAUAUGUAUCUGCAAAAAGCGAUUUGUUUUUUAUAAACAACUCUCAACAUUUGUGCUCAUUUAAAGGCACAAAAGUGACUCGACGCACAGUAUUAACAGCUUUUUAAAGUUGCAGUACACGCGACGGGGGAAAAACUAAUUGCGUUCAAGUGUUUCAGCAGCUGUUGCUGAAGCGGGCCGUGGGAGAGAAUGUAUUGUGAUAGGACUGGAAAGGCUCUGUGGUUUUCACAAUGAAAAAAGAAAGUGGCAAAAAAAGCAGGAGGUGAAAUGUAAAUGACACGUGAAAAUUCAGUUGUAUUUUUAAUGUCUCUCAUUUCUCCUCAUACCUUCAAAGGUCUAAUACCGAUGUUGUAAUCCAUGUUUGGUUAAUUGCUUCCCCUGAUAAAACUGUGUGCCUGUAUGUGUGCGGUUGUGUGUGUAUGAGUGUGUGUGUGAGUUAACCACUGGGGUAGGGGAGGGGGGGCAUGGGUAUAUUUGUAUUCUCAAAGCUACUCUGCAUACCUCAAAUUGUAUGAUACAUUUAUUUAUUACAUCCCCCCUAUAUGUCUAUUUCCAAGAAUAUCCAAACAAAGGUCUCACAGAUGUGCAACCCUUUUGUUAUUGGUGAUCAAUUCUUGCAUUUGUAGAAAUCAUACUGUUUAAUUGAUAAUAACAAUAAAAAAAAUCCCACUAAAACCUUGUUUGUAUGUG